Musa acuminata AAA Group (dessert banana) is the source of this 1432-nucleotide messenger RNA. Its product is annotated as GDSL esterase/lipase ACHE. The record is from RefSeq and is a predicted model, not a curated record. Gene Ontology annotation, molecular function: hydrolase activity, acting on ester bonds. Bases 135 to 1280 code for a protein of 381 amino acids. NCBI's taxonomy places the organism in Eukaryota, Viridiplantae, Streptophyta, Magnoliopsida, Zingiberales, Musaceae. The transcript is spliced from 5 exons.
UCUCUCUCUCUCUCUCUCUCUGUUUAGACUGUGGCCACCUCCGCAGGAGAGCGGCACGCAGCUCACCCUUCCUUCUUUUACUGCUCUUCUGGGCCUCUUCCUCAUCCAUUGUCCUCCCCCUUGUCAUCUUGCCAAUGGCCUCUCACCGCAUCCUUCUUCUCCUACUCACCUCUGUCCUGCUGCUGAAGACCUCAGCUUCGCCCUCGCCCUGCGCCUUCCCGGCCAUCUUCAACUUUGGGGACUCCAACUCCGACACCGGAGGGCUGUCGGCGGCCUUCGGCCCCGCUCCACCGCCACAUGGCGAGACCUUCUUCGGGGCGCCGGCCGGCAGAUACUGCGACGGCCGCCUCAUCAUCGACUUCAUCGCUCAGGGCCUUGGACUUCCUUUCCUCAAUGCAUAUCUUGAUUCAGUGGCGACAAAUUUCUCCCAUGGUGCCAAUUUUGCUACAGCAGGAUCAACAAUCCAACGACAAAAUACAACUUUAUUUCAAACUGGGUACAGCCCCUUCUCCUUGGAUGUGCAGUCCUGGCAGUUUGCACAGUUCAAAUCUAGGUCGCAGAUAGCUUACAAGAAAGGAGUCUUCAAAGAUGAAUUACCUCCAGAGGACUACUUCUCUAAGGCUUUGUACACCUUCGACAUCGGCCAAAAUGACCUCACUUCAGGCUAUGUCAGUAACAUGACUACUGAUGAAGUUAAAGCAACCAUUCCUGAUAUCCUCAACAAAUUCACUGUUGUUAUAAAGGGUGUCUAUGGACAAGGUGGGAGAUUCUUUUGGAUCCAUAACACAGGUCCCUUUGGCUGUCUGCCUUACGUUCUCGACCGAUAUCCUAUCAGGGCACCCGAGGUGGACCAUGUCGGUUGUGGAGCUCCUUUCAAUGAUGUGGCUCAGCUAUUCAACGCAAAACUGAAGGAAACUGUAGCCCAGCUCAGGAAGGACCUCCCUCAGGCGGUAUUCACCUAUGUUGAUGUCUACACCAUAAAGUACUCCCUCAUAAGCCAAGCAAAGAAGCAUAGCUUUGAGCAUCCUCUUGUGGCUUGCUGCGGGCACGGUGGCAAGUACAACUACAACAUCCACUGGGGCUGUGGAUCCAAGGUCAUAGUCAACGGCACUGAAGUCCUGGUCGGGAAGGCAUGCCGGGAUCCUCUGAAGAGGAUAUGCUGGGAUGGAGUUCACUACACAGAGGCUGCAAACAAGUGGGUGUACGAUCAAAUAGUGGAGGGUGCAUUCUCAGACCCACCAGUCCCUCUGAGAAUGGCUUGUCAAAGGCAAAACCAGUGAGACUCUCUUUUCUUCCAUUAGGCUGCUAAUAAUGCUGCAUGAGUGAUUCAGAUGAUUUUGUGGUAGCACAAGCAAGUGUGCUCAGCACUUGACAAUGACAUACAUGUGUUACUGGUAUGAAUUGUGAUGAAAUGGAACUCAUAAUUCCCCUA